Molecule: messenger RNA, 1341 nt
Organism: Zophobas morio
Lineage: Eukaryota; Metazoa; Arthropoda; Insecta; Coleoptera; Tenebrionidae
Product: insulin-like growth factor-binding protein complex acid labile subunit
Exons: 1
Coding region: 1-1341 (446 amino acids)
Molecular function (GO): protein binding
Source: RefSeq, a predicted model, not a curated record
AUGCGUUCUUCACUAGUAAACCUGCUAGUCUGCACUUUUCUUGUCAAAGUUAGUAACAGUGAAAAUACCUUCGAGAAUGUGACAGUUGUGCUUGCUCGUAAUGACGUACCAGAAGCAACGGUAGCCACAUUUGACAGUCUUAAGGAAGUCAUUCCUGACGUAAAAGACGAGGUGACAAUCACUGGAAACGUUCCCAUCUUGUACGAAAACUCGAUCUUCGAUGUACCAAGUCUGUUCAGUCUUGACCUGUCUAACGUAGGUUUGGAAGAAAUCAAACCGGGAGCUUUUGGUAAUGUACCACUUUUGAACAAACUCGUCCUGAAUUCGAACAACCUGACAGAAAUCCAAAGUGAUACAUUUACCGAUCUAAAUGUAUCGAAUGUAGAUUUGUCAUCCAACUCAAUCUUCCUUCUACAACCAGGAGCCUUCACGAAUUUCAAAGCUGAUAACGUGACACUUGAAAACAACAACCUCACUGAACUUUCAUUUGGUGUUUUUGAAAAUGUUACUCUCGGAAUAUUAAAUUUGGAUAGUAAUUCUCUCUACACAAUCGCACCAAAAGCUCUGUCUGCACUUGGAUUGACAAGAUUGGAUCUGCUUGACAACAAUCUCGAGGAAAUCGAUCCGGAAGUCUUUGACCUGCAAGAAUUGGAAUCACUCGAUUUGGAUUACAACUCAAUCAAGUUUCUGCGACCUGGUGAUUUGAGAAACUUACCACAGUUGCAUUGCCUCCGGCUUUCGGGAAACAAGUUGGAAGAAAUACCAGAAGGAGUUUUCAACAACACCAAACUCACCUACUUGAAUCUAGCUGCAAACCAGAUUGUUAAAAUUGCGAGUAAAGCUUUUGAUGGCAUGUUGGCGCUUAGAGUGUUGAAGAUUGACUCCAAUAAUCUAACCCAGUGGGAUGAUUGGCUGACAUCACCGUCUGCUUCUAUUUUAGUUCGUUUUAAUCAGAUUACUGAGAUUCCAGAUGAAGCUUUCAAGAACUAUUCUCGGUUGUUCAAUAUUAAUCUUCAAGGGAAUCGCAUCAGGAAGAUUUCAACUAAAGCUUUUCGGAAAUUGGAACAGAUUCGUUAUUUUAAUUUGGCCGAUAAUGAGAUUGAUAACUGGGAUCCAGAAACAUUGGGGAAUGUUAGCAUUGUUGGUUUGGAUCUCAGGGGAAAUAGGUUAAAGUGUAUUAAAGGAGAUUUGGAAACAAUUUUCAAGAAUGUUCAAAAGAUACGUUUGGAAAAUAAUCCUUGGAAAAAAGAGUGUGCUAAGAAGGUUGCGAAGUUACAGAAAAAAAAGAAGCAGAUACCCAAUUACAAUUUGAUAGAAUAUUGUGCUAUAAUAAAUAUGUAG